AUGGCCCGUCGCUCCCAGAGCUCCUCCCAGGGGGACAACCCUCUGGCGCCCGGGUACCUGCCCCCGCACUACAAAGAGUACUACCGCCUGGCCGUGGAUGCACUGGCUGAGGGCGGGCCAGAGGCAUACAGCCGCUUCCUUGCUUCUGAGGGGGCCCCUGCCUUCCUGUGCCCUGAGGAGCUGGAGCACGUGAGCCGCCACCUGCGACCCCCGCAGCAUGUCGCCCCUGAGCCCCCGGAAGGCAGCCCCCCCAAUUUGGACUUCGAUGGCUCCUCUGGUACUUACUGGCCUGUGAACUCCGACCAGGCAGUUCCUGAACUCGACCUAGGCUGGCCCCUGACCUUUGGCUUCCAGGGCACUGAGGUCACCACACUGGUUCAGCCGCCGCCACCUGACAGCCCCAGCAUCAAGGAUGAGGCUCGAAGGAUGAUCCGCUCUGCCCAGCAGGUGGUGGCUGUGGUGAUGGACAUGUUCACCGAUGUGGACCUUCUCAGUGAAGUGCUGGAGGCCGCUGCACGCCGUGUCCCAGUCUACAUCCUCCUAGACGAGAUGAAUGCACAGCACUUCCUGGACAUGGCCGACAAGUGCCGGGUCAACCUGCACCAUGUGGACUUCCUGCGCGUGCGCACUGUGGCCGGCCCCACCUACUACUGCCGCACUGGGAAGUCCUUCAAGGGCCACGUAAAGGAGAAGUUCCUCUUGGUGGAUUGUGCCGUGGUGAUGAGUGGGAGCUACAGCUUUAUGUGGUCCUUCGAGAAGAUCCACCGGAGUCUGGCACACGUGUUCCAGGGCGAGCUGGUCUCCAGCUUCGAUGAGGAAUUCCGCAUUCUCUUCGCACAAUCCGAGCCGCUGAUACCCUCGGCCGGAGCACUGGCCCGCAUGGACGCCUAUGCCCUGGCUCCAUACGCAGGGGCUGGGCCGCUCAUGGGUGGCCAGAUACCCGGGGCUCCCACCCCCUUCUCCUUUCCCAAACGCGCCCACCUCCUGUUCCCACCGCCUCGGGAAGAAGGCCUGGGCUUCCCCUCCUUCCUCGACCCCGACCGCCACUUUCUGUCGGCCUUUCGCCGAGAGGAGUCUUCACGGAUGCCCGGGGGCGCCCUGGAGCCGCACGCGGGGCUGCGGCCGCUAUCGCGUAGGCUGGACGCAGAGGCUGGGCCAGGUGGGGAGCUCUCGGGUCCGCGGGGCUUCUUUCAGGCGCGGCACCUAGAGAUGGACGCCUUUAAGAGGUACAGCUAUGCGGCCGCCGACGGUGCGGGCGCCGUGGAGAACCUGGCGGCCGCACGGCAGGUAUCACGGCAGACGUUCCUCAGCCACGGCGAUGACCUCCGCUUCCAGACCAGCCACUUCCACCGCGACCAGCUCUACCAACAGCACUACCAGUGGGACCCGCAGCUUGCUCCGGCUCGCCCACAAGGCCUCUUCGAGAAGCUUCGUGCCAGCCGUCCUGGCUUCCCCGACCACGAUGAAUUCACACUGGGCACCGGGCCACGAUUUCCGGAGCUCGGCCUGGACGGACACCAGCGGCUGGACUACGUGCCAUCCAGUGCCUCGCGGGAGGUGCGCCAUGGCUCAGACCCCGCCUUCGGGCCCGGGCCCCACGGUCUGGAACCCGGCGGGGCCCCUCGUCCCAACCUGGGCCAGCGCUUCCCUUGCCAAGCAGUGACGAGGCUAGGCCCUGAGACGGCGCCCCAGCCCGAGCCGGAGCGCAGGGGUGGGCCCGAGGGGCGGGCCGGACUGCGGCACUGGCGCCUUGCCUCCUACCUGAGCGGCUGUCACAGCGAGGACGCUGGAGACGAGGGCCUGCCCACACCCAUGGAGGCCGAGGCCUAUGACGAUGACGUGCUGGUUUCUGGGGGUCGGGCGACCGCUGGGGACCUGCUUCCCUCGGCCUUCCGUGUGCCUGCGCCCUUCCCAGGCAAGGGCCUAGUGCCGGGCUCGGGCAGCGGUGGCGGCGACUGCCCGGAGCGCGAGGGCCCGGAGGAGGCGGGCCUGGCCAAGCAGGACUCUUUCCGCUCACGCCUGAACCCGCUGAUCCAGCGCAGCUCCCGGCUGCGCUCCUCACUCAUCUUCAGCGCUUCACAGGGCGAGGGCGCGGGCGGGGCUGCGGGGGCCUCUACGGAGAAGGCGCAGCUGCUGCACAAGGAGCAGACGCUCAGCGAGAUGCUGGGGUCCGGUGGUGAAGCCGUGCGCUCCGCUACCUCCACCAAGGUGGCCGAGCUCCUGGAGAAGUACAAGGGCCCCUCUCGAGACCCUGGCGGCGUGGGGACAGCAGUCACAGUCGCAAGCCAUAGCAAGGCUGUCGUGUCCCAGGCUUGGAGGGAAGAGGUGUCUGCGCCUGGCGGCGGCGGUGGCAGUGAACACCGCAGCCUGGAGAGCUGCCUGCUGGACCUGCGUGAGUCCUUUGCACAGCAGCUGCAUCAGGAGGCGGAGCGACAACCUGGAGCUGCCACUCUCACUGCUACCCAGCUGCUGGACACGCUGGGCCGGGGCAGCAGUGGCACGGACCGGCUGCCCUCCCGCUUCCUGUCCGCCCAGGGCCACUCCACCUCCCCGCAAGGGCGGGACAGCCCCCCACCAGAGGGGCCUGGGGGGCACCAGUCUGAGCCAAAAGGGAGCCCCACCUCAGCCUACCCGGAGCGCAAGGGGAGUCCCACUCCUGGGCUUCCUGCCCGUAAAGGCAGCCCCACCGCUGGAUUUACUGAGCAGAAGGGGAGCCCCACUUCUGUCUACCCUGAGCGCAGGGGCAGCCCGGUGCCUCCUGUUCCAGAGCGCAGGGGCAGCCCUGUGCCCCCUGUGCCUGAGCGCAGGGGCAGCCUCACCCUUCCCUUCUCCGGGGAGUCUCCAAAGGCAGGGCCCACAGAGGAGGCGGUUGGCGGCCCCAUGGAGGUCCUGCGCAAAGGCUCCGUGCGACUGCGGCAGCUGCUGAGCCCCAAGGGUGAGCGGCGGGCAGAGGAUGAGGGCAGCUUUCCGAUGCCGCAGGAGAACGGGCAGCCUGAGAGCCCGCAGCGGCCGUCCCAAGGCCGGGUUGACAGCACCGAGGUGGCUGCAGAGGAGCGGGGCCCAUGGGCGCGCGUGUCUUCAGCCACAGCCAAUGCCUUGUACAGCAGCAACCUGCGGGACGACACAAAAGCCAUCCUGGAGCAGAUCAGCGCCCACGGCCAGAAGCAUCGCGGAGUCCCUGCCCCAGGCCCGACCCCGGCCCACAGCAGCCCAGAGCUAGGUCGCUCGCCAGCGGCCGGCAGCCUGGCCCCUGACAUGUCCGACAAGGACAAGUGCUCGGCCAUCUUCCGCUCGGACAGCCUGGGGACCCAAGGCCGGCUGAGCCGCACACUGCCUGCCAGUGCAGAGGAACGCGACCGGCUCCUGCGCCGCAUGGAGAGCAUGCGCAAAGAGAAGCGUGUCUACAGCCGUUUCGAGGUCUUCUGCAAAAAGGAGGAGCCGGGGGCUCCCGGGGCAGCGGAGGGCCCAGCCGAGGAGGACGCCAGGGACAGCAAGGUGGGCAAGUUCAUGCCCAAGAUCCUGGGUACAUUCAAAAGCAAGAAGUGA
Rangifer tarandus platyrhynchus (Svalbard reindeer) is the source of this 3546-nucleotide messenger RNA. The record is from the annotation of a GenBank genome assembly. Lineage: Eukaryota; Metazoa; Chordata; Mammalia; Artiodactyla; Cervidae.